This is a messenger RNA of Lachnellula hyalina, 1047 nucleotides long. RefSeq lists its product as uncharacterized. The coding region runs from base 1 to 1047 and encodes 348 amino acids. The record is from RefSeq and is a predicted model, not a curated record. The transcript is spliced from 5 exons. NCBI's taxonomy places the organism in Eukaryota, Fungi, Ascomycota, Leotiomycetes, Helotiales, Lachnaceae.
AUGUUCUCCAAAUCUUUCUUGUGUAGCGCGGCUCUGCUUUCACUGGCAAAUGCUCACGGUGUAAUUCUGGCAGCUCAGGGCGUGGCUGGAUCGCCAGCGAGUGUCGGAUUUCAAGGUGAUAUUAUGCUGGUGCAUCAUGAGAUUGGAAGAUUGAUCGACCCUGCCUUGGCAAGAAACUGUACAGGAAUUAGUCCUUGCCAGCAAGAUACCACCAUCAUCCGCGAUGCUGAGAUUGCUGCAAACACUGUCAAUGAGUGUGGAAGGACAGAAUUAACGGGAAACAUCGAUGUUGGAGAGAAUACAGAGAACGCAUUAGCCGCCAAUGCUGUUACUUCCGUCCAGAAGGGCACGUCGAUGACAGUUACCAUACAUCAGGUCAAUGCUGAUGGUGCCGGCCCCUAUGCCUGUGACCUGGACCAGACCAGCAAUUCUGGAGUCAUCUCUCAAAACCUUUCCGUCACCAACAACGUUCCUGGCGUAAACGGUUUAUCCCAAGCGAAGACCACCGACUUCAACAUUACCGUAGCAAUGCCCGCCAACUUGGCUUGCACCGGAGGCUCAACCGGAAACAUCUGCACAGUCCGCUGCCGCAACAACGCCGUAGCAGGACCAUUUGGAGGUUGCUUCGCCGUCCAACAAACAGACGUAACCCCCACAACAAACUCAGCAAACCAAAUCAACACCUCGCAAUCUAAAUCGGCAGUCGAUUCUCAGGUCAAGGGAAACCAAGCCGACCUGCCAGCUGCGGUUGCAGCAAACCAGGAGCAGGGCACUACUGAUCAACUCAAAGCACUCUCUUCAGCAGAUGCUAACGGUGGAACCGCAGCACUUGGCGGUGUCGCGGUAACAACAAAAGCUUCCCCAACCCAGUCUCUGGCCCUCGACAACGUAGGCGCCAACGCAGCAGUAGCUACCACCAGUGCGGCAGCAAGUGCGAAAGCUGCCUCGACUGCGACUACGGGGAAGAAGGGAGCGAAAGGUGCUAAGAACCAACGACGGGACAUGAGUUUGAAGUGGGCGCGGAGAAGUCUUGAUGGCAGCAUGUGA